AUGUCCAGCUUGAAGCGGCUCUUUGGUGUACCCAAGAAACAAGUUACUCAUGAUACGGCCACAGAGGCAUUGCAGGCGGCGGAAGAGCAGUUAAACAAGAAGCAAAUUUUCUUGGAGAAGAAAAUAAAUGAGGAGAUUACCAAAGCCAAGCAGUUUGGUCUGAAAAAUAAACGUGCCGCAUUGGAAUGUUUGCGAAAAAAGGCUUUAUAUGAAAAACAGUUGGAACUAAAUGAUGGCGCUCUUAUGAAGCUUCAAGCUCAGCGUAAUGCUCUUGACAGUGCGUUAAUGAACAAGAAUAUUCUGGACACAAUGAAGACGGUCAAUUCGGCUAUGCAGAAUAUUCACAAGGACAUGGAUGUCGAUAAAGUUCAUGAUUUAAUGGACAAUGUUAAUGAGCAGCAGGAGAUUGCAAAUGAAAUUGCUGCUGCUAUUUCCAUGCCUACCGGACCAGAUCUGGUUGAUGAGGACGACCUUCUUCGCGAAUUGGAAGAGCUCACAGAAGAAGAUGUUGCUGAGAAGCUCCUUGACGUUCAUGGUGUUGAUGAGCUUCCCGCCAUUCCUGUUGGGGAACCUACCGGCCCUAAAUCGAAGUCAAACGCUCUUAAUCGUGUUCAUUUCAGCCUACUGAGUAAUAACCACGCGCGAUACCUCAAAAAAAACGGAGGAGGCUUCGGAAUUGGCCAAUUUAGAAAUGUGGUCGGCUUGAAUAUUCUCGUUCCUUCAACCGGAUGUAACGAUUGCCCGCUGGGGAAGCUCUUCAUCCUUCCACAUGUGUAUACGUCUUUUUGUGCGAAGGCGGUGAUCGUUCCCCUUUGCAAUACGAAUCCUAUCUUUCGCUUCUCCCAACAUUCUUUUCAGUUUCCUGACAGCCUCUAUUUCUUGAAGCAAAAAACGAUAGUAUUUUGUAUGUUUAUCCUCUGCUUUUUCCUCCUUGCUCGAUGUGCGCGCGUGCAAGAGGUCUCUGAUGCCGCCAUUCUGCUUGUAGAGGGCUUCAAUGGGGGCUCACAUAAACAGCUCAUCUCUACCAUCGAGAGAUCAUUGACUGAGAAAGGGGAAAGUGUGUGUGUGGUAUCUCUCCCACCCACUAAGUGGCAUUGGCGAGCUCGAACUGGAGCGCUUGCGUUAGCAGCUCUGAUCCCCAAAAGCAUUUGCCCCAACGGUGGCUUCCGCGUUCUCUUCACCUCCGCUGUGUUCUCCCUUCCCGAACUGCUGGCGCUGCGACCCGAUCUUGCGACCAUACCGCAGAAGUACCUUUACUUUCACGAGAAUCAACUGACCUAUCCACUGAGGGAGGAUGGAGAAAGCGCUACGAAACCAGACUACCAGUUUGCAUACAUUCAGGUGCUUUCAGCCUUAGCAGCCGAUCUGAUCCUCUUCAAUUCCGCCUUCAACAUGCACUCAUUUUAUGAACGUCUGCCCGCUUUUCUUGCCGCUGGCUUACCUACACCACCAAGUCCUCGAGUGCCGGAGCCACAAGGAUUGGUGGAGAAGCUUUUGAAACCCAAAUCUCGAGUCCUUCACUUCCUCGUCGAACCACCUCCACUGCCGCUGCCCAUUCACGAUAAUGCAGAGGAUUUUGAAGCUGCUGUACGCUCCCAAGCAGAACGAAUCAGAGCGAGAGGUCAAGCACCGCUGAGAAUUUUAUGGAAUCAUCGGUGGGACUACGACAAGAACCCGGUUGAUUUCUUCAAAGUCAUUUUUGACCUCGCCAAAAUCCACGUAGAUGAGGCGUUUUUCGAUCUCGGCAGAUCCACUCUACGGCCUUCCACUGGCGAUACCAUAGCACCUUCUGAAAUGGAUUUAUCUUCACUGCCUUCAGAACAGGCGCAGGCGAGAUUUCAACUUAGCGUUCUUGGCGCUGCCAGCCAUGACAUACCGCGGAUCUUCCCUAUGGCCGAGACCUACCUUCGUCGCACAGGUCAUAUCGCUGUCUGGGGUUUCGUUGACUCACGAGAAGCCUACUGGUGCACAUUGGCUGAUUGUGACGUGGUUGUUUCAACUGCGAACCAUGAAUUCUUUGGCGUCUCAGUGGUGGAAGCAGUUGCAGUGGGCUGCGUACCUCUUUUACCCCAUAGGUUAGCCUAUCCAGAGUUGUUAGUACAAGGACCACCGUCGUCAGACUGUGUCUACCGUACGUUGCCCCAAAUGCGGAAAAAGUUGAAAUGUUGGAUUGGUGCGCCGAACAGGCUACGAGAGCGAGCAGCCAAAGCACUACUGACGGCUUAUGACUGUAUGGUGGCAGGGACUGAGACGUGGCUCAAAAAAGGCGUGCUAUCGCAUGACGGCUUGCGACAAGAGUAUUUGAAACUCUUCGGUGUUGGAUGA
Messenger RNA from Hydatigera taeniaeformis, 2325 nucleotides. The record is from the annotation of a GenBank genome assembly. NCBI's taxonomy places the organism in Eukaryota, Metazoa, Platyhelminthes, Cestoda, Cyclophyllidea, Taeniidae.